UGAUGUAGUCGAUAAAAUUAUUCCAAACGUAAAGUCUAUCGUUCUAACUUGUCAUGAGAAAGGAAUUCCAGUUAUAUGGACGCAGCAUGGUCACAUGAAUGUUGAACUCGAUGGAGGCACCUUGGCGCGAUGGUAUAAAUUUUUGAAAGAAUUGGAUUCAAUUAUCAUGCGAUCAUCAACUUCAAUUGGUACUCUUGACUUUGUCAUCCAAAGUAAAACUCGCUAUGAUGCUUUCUACAAGACCGAACUUAAUUCCUUUCUCACCUCCUUUGGUAUAAAAACACUCAUCAUUUCUGGUGUUAAAACAAACUUAUGCUGUGAGACAACUGCUAGAAGAGUGUUUGAUAAGAAUUAUGAUAUUGUUUUUCUUGAGGAUACGACUGCUGCGGAUAAUAAAGAGAUGCAUCAGGCAACUUUAUUGAACUUAAGAUAUGGUUGGGGCAUAGUUACCACUAUUAAUAAUACUGUUGAGUGGCUUUCAACCUAUGAAAAAUAA
Molecule: messenger RNA, 496 nt
Organism: Dentiscutata erythropus
Lineage: Eukaryota; Fungi; Glomeromycota; Glomeromycetes; Diversisporales; Gigasporaceae
Source: the annotation of a GenBank genome assembly